UAGGCCUUUUAAUACGUGUCAAAAACUUAAAGAGGAAGACGAUGACUUUGCAGUCUAGUUGAUUCACAUCUCCGAGUGGAUACUACUUAACUAUUUGCAAAGCACAGCAUUUUCAAGGUGAGCAUUUCAAGAAAUGGACUUCAACAAGCUCAAGAAAAUGGAGGACGUGGUGCGCAUCGGUGGCAAGGGAUCUAUGCGCCGCAAGCACAAGAACAUCCCAUCCUCGUCUGCGGCCGAUGAGAAGCGCGUGCAGGCCACAUUGGGCAAGUUACCGUUGAAGAAUAUCAGCGGAAUCCAGGAGAUGACCAUCAAGUUCACCGAUUCCAGUGAGGUUGUGGUAAUCAUGCCCAGGGUUCAGUGCACCGCUGCCCAUGGCAUGUUAGUUGUUAGUGGCGAUUUUGUGCGCAAGUCGCCAACAGCUUGCCCAUCGAAAGUGGCCAAGGCGCCCAAAGAACCCAUGCCAUCCAAUCCGGAACCUUUUUCCGACAAAAAGCCAGAAUCUGAAGAGUCCAUUAAGUUGGUGGCCAAGAAGCGCAAGAAGCCGCGCAAUCGUGUUCGUCCUCGCAAUAAGAAGGUGCAAGUGAUGCUCUCCAAAAACAAUGAGGAAGCAGCCAUGGCUGGCGGGGAUUCGGAGCCGAAGCUUAGCAAUGGUAAAUCAAUUUUGAUCUCCUCUGAAGAUGGUAGCGAUCCGGAUAAUAACAACGUGCCAUCGGAUGAGUCUGAUGUGGUUCAGACCAUCGCCUGCGACAAAGAUUCGCUGGAAAGCGGCGAUGAUUCCGAUGGCAAGGAGACCGAUGACAGUAUGGAGUCGAACUACUUAUCUUUCUACUCCGAUGACUAUGAUUCCCAGGGGGAGCAGCACAAUCCGAAGAGUUAUCGCACUCAGGUCUCCGAGGUCGAAGAUUAGACUCAUUAAAUAAAUCGCAUACUAUUAACGUGCAUCCUGUACCUUACAUAUUUUUUCUCUAGAAUUUCUUAGAGUUGUCAAUAUUAUUUGGGGAAAUGGCCAACGAAUGAUUAAAAUUCUCUUGCAUUGUUAUAAGCUGCAAAACACGGCCCAAAAACCAAAAAUGUUUCUAAAAUUAAAUGAUAUGUAUUUACAUAUAUAAUUCCUGUCCGCAUUUAUAUAUAGUAUAUACCAUUGAGUCGCCUAAAUAUCCAUUUGAUCUUCUGAAUGAUUUUUCGUGCCGCAUUUCUUGAACGCAUUAAACAAGAAAUCCAAGCAAAAUUAAUUUAGCAAACGUUUAAGAGGAAAUGACACGCCCCUACUUACGUUUCACGGUGGCGGAGGUGGAAAGGGCGGCAAAAACUAAUCUGCGCCUCGAAAAAUGUACGAAAUUAAUCUGCACAUAAAUUAAGCAUUAAAAUUUAAUAUAUUUGUUUAUGGAGCCUCAAAGUGCGAUGGUGUUGGUGGGGUGGAGUCGGCGGAGCACACGAGUGGGCGUACCGGAUGUGCUCUGUAUGUGGAACAUGGAUUGUGUGUGUAUGUAUAAGUGUGUGGUGUGUGCUGUAUGGUGUAUGGUGAAUGGUGUAUGGUGUGUGUUCUUAGUGGUAAUAAAUAAAUAGCAAAAAGGUAAUAAAACAGAUAGCGAAAAAGGAAAAAAAAAGGGGAGAACAUCCCGGGGGGAUGUGGAAUCUGCCAACUGGUUGCCCAUUAUCGUAUUAGCACAUGCCACCAGUGAUUAUUAUGAGGUGUCCUCCCUCUGCUCCAGGUCCUGCCACAGCUCCAGGUCCUGCCCCUUCCCUGCUUCUGCUCCCUCGCAUCCUUUGUCUAUGCAUGCGUGUAUAAUUAAUUUUGCACCCCUGUUUGUAUCUACAUCCCCCAUGAUCAGCACCCCAGCUCUUGUUCUCGCUCCAGCUUUUGCUUUUGCGUUUGCUAUUCCCCUUUUGCUUUCGGGGCAACAAUGGAUGGCCUUCAUCCCAACUGGGAGCCAGCACUCUGGCAAAAUUGGUAGCGAGUUUCCCCAAUGGAAUCGGGGCCAAAUCGGGCGGGCUUAUGGGCUGUCGACAGACACCAACGAAAACCAACGAUAUCCUCUUGCCGGACGGGUAGGGGGUGCUGCACUUUAAUUUCCCACAAGAUUCCCUACAAUGCGUACGCAUUGCAAUUCUUAAAAGCCAAAUUGGCUGUGGCUAACACUGAUUAAUCCGCACGUUGUUCGACUGCCAACUAUGGGCCUUAAAAAGGUGAGAUUACACGUGGCAAAGCGGCAAAUUUUCCUAUUGUUUUCGUAUUCUCCGUGGAAAAUUUUACAAAUUUUAAGCAGUGCAAUAUAGUAUGAUAUUUGCCUAUAUAUUUGCUUUUGUUUAUACAUAUUUCCAAUUAAAAUUGAAUAAUUUGAACGAAAAUGAAACAUUUCACAUAGGAGUUCCUCGUUUUUGAUGGGUUUUUAAAAGCACACAUACUCGUGGACAUGCCAGCAUAAUAGAAGUAUAAAAACGUAAAGAGAGACCCAUUGAAAAUGAUAAAAGCUUAAAAUUGUCAAGGCGAUGCUUCUGAGGCAUUUUUAUUUGAUAUUUUUAUGGUAUAUAAAAUUUCUGUUGGUCUGAACUGAAGCUUCCAAGAGCUUAAUGCUGGAUUUCACUGGUGUCCAAAAGAUACUUGAUUCUCUGAGGGGUUCAAGUAUCCAAAAGUCUAAGCUGAUGCCAUUCCACCAAGUGGCUUACUUUACCUUGGAAUGUAAUGUGAGUGCUUUUGAAAAAACAAAAAAAAGCAAUGAAAAGACGUUCAAAUGGUAUUUGGAUUAUGUCGCUCGCCUUUUGCCGCUUUGUUCUUGAUGAACUCUGGAAAUUUCGGGAAAUAGUGGCGUUUAUGAAAGUUGUCAUUUCGAUUUGAUGACUAUUGUCGAACAUUAUCUACCAUAAUUCAUAAAAGAACGCCGUAUCCAGUUGGUGCGGCGAACGGAAGAUGGAUGAAGAUGAAUGGGCCAUAAGAACAUCUCAUUAGGCUGAGUGAAAAAUAGACCUAUCCGCAACACCUACUUGAAUCGAUUCCAGAGUGCUGUGGGUGGUCUGCCCUGUGCUAUAUUGUCGCCGCUUUUGUUUGGACUCUAAUGAAAUACGCAUUAUUUGGCAACUGUCUGGCAGGCAGGGUGAAUUUAAUAUCUGGCAACAAGGCUUCUGCUCCCGCUCCUCUGCUUCCUGAUGGCUCCUUGGCCGUGCUCCUCGCCUGUCAUCCGCAAACGAUGCCAUUCAUUUUAAGUCACAUGUGUCGCCCGGGCAUUUGGCCACAUCCCGGGCAAACCGAUUCGAGGACAUUGUAUUGCGGUCGACUAUCCCUGUCCCUAACCCACGGCUUAAGUGUUUAUUAAUAUUGAAUCGUGCGAACCCGGACAUGUGUUGGCCCCCUAAAUUGACUUUGCCGUAACUGAUAAGGUCCCAUUCGCAAAAGACGCAGCCUGUAGUUAUUGUAACAAGCCAUUUGUGAUUGUUAUCGAGCUUGGCGGAGACAACAGCUGGUCACACUACACGCACGUAUCGCAGCCAGGACUCAAAAGAAGUCCUUGCACACAGCAAGGAUUCCAUUCCAUUCGAUUCGAUUCGAUUCGAUUCGAUUCUGGUCGAAGAACAAUUACGAACUGAGAACUGCGAACUGCGAACUGCGAUGCUCUUGAAACGGCAAUUAUGAACUGCGCCCUCCGCCGCGCUUCUCACAAUCGCAAAAGAGGUCAUGGGGUCAGCAGCUGGCGAGAAGUUCACAAUGGAAGGGGGGGAAAAGUUCGCCCUCAGUGCUCUUCAAUUAUUGUAAUCUAUUUUAAGAGGCACUUAUAUCAAUAUUUUCGAUUCGUUUUCGAAAAGAGUUCUUAGCAGAGUUAUUCUGCAUCGCUCGUUCCAUUUCCAAGCCCCCCUAUUCCAUGCCAAAUUCACAUUCCUUGUCCUUGCCAAAAUUCUUUGCUUAACUUUCGCCUCCAGUGCCAGCGAAACGAGCUAACCUGGCCCAAAAAUACUAUACUGCAGGAUGCUUUCAGGCCUUGGCAACCCUCUGUUGGGCUCACACACACACACACACACACACACACACUCAUACACAUACACUCAUACACACACACUCGAAUGCUGCUAGCACACGUUCUCGUUCCGCUGGGUAAUGUCUUUAUAUUUGAAAUUGCUUUGCUAUUAAAACAAAAUAAACGACGCGACGCGCAACUUAUAAAUUUUGUUUGAAAAUCAAGUGAAAUAAAUGCAGUGGCAGAAGUAAGGCGCUGAAGGGGUGA
Drosophila simulans is the source of this 4214-nucleotide messenger RNA. RefSeq lists its product as uncharacterized. Gene Ontology annotation, cellular component: cytosol; nascent polypeptide-associated complex. Lineage: Eukaryota; Metazoa; Arthropoda; Insecta; Diptera; Drosophilidae. Bases 134 to 907 code for a protein of 257 amino acids. The transcript has a single exon. The record is from RefSeq and is a predicted model, not a curated record.